Ochotona princeps (American pika) is the source of this 3481-nucleotide messenger RNA. RefSeq names its product discs large MAGUK scaffold protein 4 (gene DLG4). Bases 367 to 2631 code for a protein of 754 amino acids. Gene Ontology annotation, biological process: postsynaptic neurotransmitter receptor diffusion trapping; chemical synaptic transmission; AMPA glutamate receptor clustering. NCBI's taxonomy places the organism in Eukaryota, Metazoa, Chordata, Mammalia, Lagomorpha, Ochotonidae. The record is from RefSeq and is a predicted model, not a curated record. Gene Ontology annotation, molecular function: kinase binding. Gene Ontology annotation, cellular component: neuromuscular junction; postsynaptic density membrane; neuron projection. The transcript is spliced from 20 exons.
CCCCCCCCUACCCUGGGGCUCCCCGAAAUCCAGUUCCCCUCCCCCACCCCAGCUCAUGCCCCAGCCCCCGAACUCCGGGGCUGCUAGCCCCCGGUGCCCCCGCCCCUCCUGAAAAUCGGGGUGUGCUCCCCAAACCCCCUCCCCUCCAUUGGGGAGCCCCUUUCCGGCCCCCUUUCCCUCCCUCCCACGCUCCCAUACCCUUUCCUUCUCCAACCCCCUCCUUCCCCUCUCACCCCUCCCCCCAUCCUGGCCCCCCCUGCAAAAGUGGGGUGCGGAGGGGGGAGGGGUGAGAACCCACCACGGGGAGGAAGGCAACUCUGAUGAAGUCAGAGCCCCUUACCCGCCGCCGCGGCCAGGCCCCCCAACAUGGACUGUCUCUGUAUAGUGACAACCAAGAAAUACCGCUACCAAGAUGAAGACACGCCCCCUCUGGAGCACAGCCCGGCCCACCUCCCCAACCAGGUAAACGCCCCCGAGCUGGUGCACGUGGCGGAGAGGAACUUGUCCCACCUCGAGGCCGUCCACGGGGUCGUGGGCCACGCCCACCUCUCCCCCCUCAAGGCCAAUUCCCCCCCUGUGAUUGUCAACACAGAUACCCUAGAAGCCCCAGGAUAUGUGAAUGGGACCGAGGGGGAGAUGGAAUACGAGGAGAUCACAUUGGAAAGGGGUAACUCAGGGUUGGGCUUCAGCAUCGCAGGUGGCACUGACAACCCACACAUCGGGGAUGACCCAUCCAUUUUCAUCACCAAGAUCAUUCCCGGUGGUGCCGCAGCCCAGGAUGGCCGCCUCAGGGUCAAUGACAGCAUCCUGUUUGUCAAUGAAGUGGACGUGCGUGAGGUGACACACUCGGCAGCGGUCGAGGCCCUCAAGGAGGCAGGCUCCAUCGUCCGCCUCUACGUCAUGCGCCGGAAGCCCCCUGCUGAGAAGGUCACGGAAAUCAAGCUCAUCAAGGGGCCCAAAGGUCUGGGCUUUAGCAUUGCUGGAGGCGUGGGGAACCAGCACAUUCCAGGAGACAACAGCAUCUACGUGACCAAGAUCAUUGAAGGGGGUGCCGCCCACAAGGAUGGGAGGUUGCAGAUUGGAGAUAAGAUCCUGGCGGUCAACAGUGUGGGGCUGGAGGACGUAAUGCAUGAGGAUGCCGUGGCAGCCCUGAAGAACACAUAUGAUGUUGUCUACCUGAAGGUGGCCAAGCCCAGUAAUGCCUACCUGAGUGACAGCUACGCUCCACCUGACAUCACGACCUCCUACUCCCAGCACCUGGACAAUGAGAUCAGCCACAGCAGCUACCUGGGCACUGACUACCCCACAGCCAUGACCCCCACUUCCCCUCGGCGCUAUUCGCCAGUGGCCAAGGACCUGCUCGGGGAGGAAGACAUACCCCGGGAGCCGAGGCGGAUCGUCAUCCACCGGGGCUCCACCGGCCUGGGCUUCAACAUUGUGGGCGGCGAGGAUGGUGAAGGCAUCUUCAUCUCCUUCAUCCUGGCCGGGGGCCCUGCGGACCUGAGCGGGGAACUGCGGAAGGGAGACCAGAUUCUGUCGGUCAACGGUGUCGACCUCCGCAACGCUAGCCAUGAGCAAGCCGCCAUUGCCCUGAAGAACGCAGGUCAGACGGUCACAAUCAUCGCUCAGUAUAAGCCAGAAGAGUACAGCCGCUUCGAGGCCAAGAUCCAUGACCUCCGGGAGCAGCUCAUGAACAGCAGCCUGGGCUCAGGGACUGCCUCCUUGCGGAGCAACCCCAAGAGGGGUUUCUAUAUCAGGGCCCUGUUUGACUAUGACAAGACCAAGGACUGCGGCUUCCUAAGCCAGGCGCUGAGCUUCCGCUUUGGGGAUGUGCUGCAUGUCAUCGACGCCAGCGACGAGGAGUGGUGGCAGGCGCGGCGCGUCCACUCUGACAGUGAGACCGACGACAUUGGUUUCAUCCCCAGCAAACGGCGGGUUGAGCGACGAGAGUGGUCAAGGUUAAAGGCCAAGGACUGGGGCUCCAGCUCUGGAUCACAGGGUCGAGAAGACUCUGUGCUGAGCUAUGAGACGGUGACACAGAUGGAAGUGCACUACGCUCGCCCCAUCAUCAUCCUUGGGCCCACCAAGGACCGGGCCAAUGAUGAUCUUCUCUCUGAGUUCCCCGACAAGUUUGGAUCCUGCGUUCCCCAUACGACGCGGCCCAAGCGGGAGUACGAGAUAGACGGCCGGGAUUAUCACUUUGUGUCCUCCCGGGAGAAAAUGGAGAAGGACAUUCAGGCGCACAAGUUCAUCGAGGCCGGCCAGUACAACAGCCACCUCUACGGGACCAGCGUCCAGUCCGUGCGGGAGGUGGCGGAGCAGGGGAAACACUGCAUCCUCGAUGUCUCGGCCAAUGCCGUGCGGCGGCUGCAGGCGGCCCACCUGCACCCCAUCGCCAUCUUCAUCCGCCCCCGCUCCCUGGAGAAUGUGCUAGAGAUUAACAAGCGAAUCACAGAGGAGCAAGCCCGCAAAGCCUUCGACAGAGCCACCAAGCUGGAGCAGGAGUUCACAGAAUGCUUCUCAGCCAUCGUGGAGGGCGACAGCUUUGAGGAGAUCUACCACAAGGUGAAGCGUGUCAUUGAGGACCUCUCAGGCCCCUACAUCUGGGUUCCCGCCCGAGAGAGACUGUGACUCCUGCCCUGCCUCCCCGACCCCGGGCCCUCGGUCUGGACUUGCUUGGCCCACACCCUCUGCGCCCUCGCCUCCCUUCCCACUCUUCUUAUUUAUUUCCUUUCUGACCGGAUCCAGCCGACACUGGAGCGGGGAGACCCCCCUCUGCAUGUUUCCCCGCACCCAGAACCAGGCUCCUGAAUCCCCCAGGGACCGGGCGUCUGGGGGAAGGGGCGGCCAGCUGGGCUCCUGGCUCCAAGGACCUGCCACACUCUACCACCCCUGCCCCCUGCCCGCCCCCAACGCACACUUGACCCUGCCGGGGGCACCCCUUGCCCACCCCGUCGCCUCCCGCACACACUCCAGAAUCAGGGCCCCUCCUUCCCCCAAGGAGCAACUGCUGUGGGGAUGCAGGCCGCAGGCCCCCACUCUCUCCUGAGGCAGGGCCUGGGGUCACCCCUGCCCCCCAUCAUGACUCCCCAUGGCCCUUCAGUUCUCAUUUAUUUUUUCCCACUUUUUUUUCCUUCUCAAAGGUGGUUUCUUGGGGGCAUAUGUAGGGGUCUCCCCGCUGGUCCCCCUGCCUUCCACACACUCCCACCUGUUUUUCUUUGCCGGUUUGCAUGAGUGGAAGGUCUAACUGUGUUUUUUUUUCCCCUGGGAGCUUUUUUGUUUUGUUUUGUUUUGUUUAGUUUUCCUUUUGGGGGGAGAUGGGGGGAUGGGUCUAGGGAGUGGGGAAUAUGGGAGGGAGGGUGGGGGGCAGGGGUCGGGUCGGGUGUCCGGGAACCAGGGGAAGACUGGAAAUGCUGCCGCCUUCUGCAAUUUAUUUAUUUUUUUCUUUUGAGAGAGUGAAAGGAAGAGACAGAUACUUGAA